CAUUUUCGAAAUUUUUAAACUAAUUUUUUUUCUGAUUUUCUAAAUAAUCUUCCGUCCAAUUUCUGAAUAUCUCCAUCAUCGAUUGUGUGUAUAUAACCCGCGUAAAUAACUUUGCCUUUUGAUCUCGUUGAUUUGUUUCAAAAAAAAAAAAAUUGUCUUCUCCAAAACAACAGAAAAUCAUUCCAUCCGUUUUGUCAAUUUUUUUUAUUGUCCAAAUAUUGAUGCGCAGUUUCUCCAUUGCUUUCCACUGUUUUCAACUUUUUUUUUAAAAAAAUCAAUUCAACGAGCUAAUUCAACAACAAAAUGAAAAUGAUACAUAAAAAUCAUUCACGUUUUACACAACGUUUCAAUACAUAUAAUUGUCAACCAGAUAUUAUACGUGCCAUUAUACGUUGUGAUACGAAAUAUGUACGAAAAUUAUUACAAAUGAAUAAUGGUGAAAUAAAUUCCUGGAUCGAUUAUGAUGGUCGUACACCAUUACAUUUAGCCGCUGCAUUAGGUCGUGAUGAAUCAUUACGUAUAUUAAUCGAUUUUGAUUAUUAUUCAAUAAAUUGUCGUGAUAAUAAUCUGAUUACACCAUUACAUCGGGCAUGUCGUAAUAAUCAUAUUGGUUGUGUACGUUUAUUAUUGGAACAUAAUGCCGAUGUUAAUGCACGUACCCGAACACAUUUAACACCGUUACAUGUUUGUGCACAAAUGGGUUCACUUAGCUGUGCACGUUUAAUUAUCGAUCAUGUUGCUAAUAUUGAUCAAACUGAUUCAUCAUCAGGUGCUACUGCAUUACAUUAUGCUGUUUAUAAUUCAAAUUUAGCCAUAAUACAAUUAUUAUUGGAAAAUGGUGCAAAUAUUGAUGUACAAGAUAAAUAUGGUUUACGACCAAUACAUUAUUCGGCAAUGGUUGAUAAUCCAGCCGUAUUACGUAUAUUAAUCGAACAAGGACAAGCUGAUGUUAAUGUACGUAGUAAAUCAUUACUGACACCAUUACAUAUAGCAAUUGUAGAAAAGAAUUUCGAUAUAUUUAAUUCAUUAUUAAAUUAUGGUGCAGAUAUGAAUGUAAAAGAUUUACAUGGAAAUACUAUUGCACAUUGGUCAGCAUAUAUUGGUUAUUUACCAAUAUUUGAAUUAAUCAUAACAAAUUCAACCGAAAUGAUUAAUCAACCAAAUUUAAAUGGUUGUCAUCCAUUACAUUAUGCUUGUGUUAAUCGUUCGUUUCAUAAUAAUGAUGCAUAUCAUAUUGUAACAAGGAUUAUUUCUUUUUAUAAAAAUGAUCAUAAUGAAGAUACGAAUUCAACAGAAAAAACAUUAUCACCAACACCAGCGAAUAAUUUGGCCAAACAUUUAAAUGUUGUUGAUAAAUUCAAUUGUACACCAUUACAUUAUGUAGCAUGUAAUAAUAUGGAAAUGGUUAUAACAUUAUUAGUUAUGAUGGGUGCUGAUUAUAAUGCUUGUGAUUAUCGUUUGGAAACACCAAUUCAUAAAGCAAUUCAACAGGUUCAAUUGGAUAAAGUAAAAGUAUUAAGAAAACUUUGUGCCAAUAUUAAUAUGCCAAAUAAAGAUGGCCAAACUGCAUUACAUAUGGCUGCAUUUUCAAUGUUAUCAUUGUUUUGUAGAUUUUUAACAACCGUUGAUGAUGAAUAUAAUGGUGAUAAUGAUAAUAAUAAUAAUAUUUGUAAUCCAAUGGCAUUAGAUAAUUCUGGUCGUACUGCACAUUAUAUGACUGCAUAUAGUGGUAGUAUGGAUUGUUUUUAUGAACUUAUUGCUUCAGCAACAUUCAACGACAAAGAUCCAACAACCGAAAAGAUAAUACUAUUUCCACCUGUUGAUGCAUAUAAACGUUCAUUAUUACAUUAUGCUUGUGCAAAUAAUUUUGUUAGUAUUGAAUUUAUACGUACAUUAUUACUUAAAGAUGAAUUAGAUCAAAGAUUUGGUUCAUUACAACCAAAAUUACUUGAACAAUUAAAACAAUCAUUUUCAUCGUUGGAUAUAAAUCAACAAGAUAUUUAUGGCCGUACACCAUUACAUUAUUUAUGUCGACAACCGGAUCGAAAUGAAACAAAUAUAACUGAUAUUAUAAAAUUAUUUAUUGAAUCUGGUGCCAAUAUUGAUAUGAUUGAUAAUGAAAAUUUUUAUCCAUUUCAUUAUGCAAUUAUAAAUGGUUAUUCCAUUUCAUUACAAUAUUUAAUUAAUAUUGAUUGGUUUAAAAAUAUUGAAAUAUAUCAAAAAUUAUUUCAUUCAUCAAUUUGUCCAUUACGUUUAGCUUGUUAUUAUGGUCAUUUAAAUGUAUUGAAUGAAUUACUUAAAUUUGGUUUUAAUGAUUAUGAUCAUGCAUUUGAAAUUGCAAUCAGGCGAUCGAAUUUAGAUUGUGCACAACGUUUAUAUAUAUUAUGUCGUAAUCAGGAAACAUUUCAACGAAUGUUAUUAUUUGCUGCCCGAAUUGGUGAUACAAAAGCAUUAUAUUUAUUAUUUAAUUUAAUUAAUAAUAAAUUAAUACCAAAAGAAAAAUUAUUAAUGUUAACCGCAUUAUGUAAACAAGGUUAUUCAUCAUUAAAAUUUUUAAUAUUUAAAAAUUUUGAUAUAAAUCUACGUGAUAAUCGAAAACGUAAUGCACUGUUUUAUGCAAUUAUCGGUAGAAAUCAUCAAACAAUAGAAUUAUUAAUAAAUUCUGGUAUACAAUUUGUAAAUGAUGAUCAUUGUCGUAAUGUAUUUCAUUUAUUGGCACAAUAUGGUGAUUUAGAAACAUUUCAAUUACUUUGUAAUUUAUCCAGAACGAAUAAAUAUUUGAAUCAUUUAUUAAUGGCAAAAGAUUGUAAUGGUUAUACACCAUUAGAAAUUGCUUGUUUUGAACAACAUCAAAAUAUAUUGGAAUAUUAUUUGAAUAAUUUUAAUCAAUCAUCAUAUCGAUCAUUAAUGUUUUUUGCUGGAUUCUGUCACAAUGUUGAAUUUAUUCAAUAUAUUUUACGUAAAUAUGGAACAAAUGUUUUGAUCGAUUCACGUGGUCCAUUCAAUAGAACAAUGUUACAUUAUUGUUGUAUGUCAUACAUACCGAUUGAAGAUUAUUCAAUACUCAAAUUAUUAUUAGAAUUAAAAAUGUAUAUAAAUCAACCGGAUGAAAAAGGUUUAACACCAUUAUUAUAUGCUGCUUAUUCGGGAAAUUAUUCAAUUGUAAAUUAUUUGUUACGAAAUCAUUCUACCGAUAUAAAUCUAUUGGCUGUUGAUAAUCAAAUGAAUAAUAUUCUUCAUCUGGCUUGUUUAUCAUGUUCCAAAUUAACCAUAUUAUCAAUUAUUGAUUAUGCUAAACAAAAUGGUUUAAUUGAAAAUUUAAUUAAUGGUAAAAAUCAUUAUCAACAAAUACCAUUACAUUUAGCUGCAAAAAAAUUAAUGCCAACAAUAAUUAAAGAAUUAUUGUAUUGUGGUUCAUCAUGGGAUUGUUAUGAUCAAUUCGGAUAUUCACCAAGUCUUUAUUGUACACCAACACGUUUAUCGGCAUUUUGUUUGGCUACAAUUGAAACAUUUAUGUUACCAAUUAAUGAUACAUCAACAUCAACGGCCAUUGAUGAUUCAUUACAAAUAAAUGAUGAACAAAAUGAUAUUUCGAACAAUAAUAAUACUAUCAACGAUUCUUCAGUUAUAAUUAAUAAUAAUAAUAAUACAAUUAUAAAUAAUGAUGAUAAUUUAAAUAAAAAUAGAUUAUCAUCAUCAUCAACAAUCAAUCAACGACAACGACAAUCAUUACCACCAACAAUGGAACGUAUAAAAAGUUAUGAACAAUUAAUCUGUGAUAAAAUGUCAAGAUUAUCAUUGAACAAACAGCCAAUUACCAUUCGAUCAUCAUCAUUAUCUGCUCAAAAUCAACAUUCCAUUAAUAAUAAUCAUUCAAUUGCCGAUGAUGAUUCCGAUACCUAUUGAUAAAAAGAAAAAUUAUCAUUCGAAUUACAAACACAAAAAAAAAAAUUACUUGCCUUAUUAUACUUGUUGUUGAUUGAGAUUUAUAAAAAAAAGA
Dermatophagoides pteronyssinus (European house dust mite) is the source of this 4000-nucleotide messenger RNA. RefSeq lists its product as uncharacterized. The record is from RefSeq and is a predicted model, not a curated record. NCBI's taxonomy places the organism in Eukaryota, Metazoa, Arthropoda, Arachnida, Sarcoptiformes, Pyroglyphidae. Gene Ontology annotation, molecular function: protein binding.